Molecule: messenger RNA, 909 nt
Organism: Xenia sp. Carnegie-2017
Lineage: Eukaryota; Metazoa; Cnidaria; Anthozoa; Malacalcyonacea; Xeniidae
Product: probable methyltransferase PMT24
Exons: 3
Coding region: 1-909 (302 amino acids)
Source: RefSeq, a predicted model, not a curated record
AUGUACAAAAUCUUCCAAGAAAAUAAAGGCGAAUGUGCAAAAUCAUUGGAAGAAACUAAAGGCGAAUGUGCAAAAUCGUUGGAAGGAACUAAAAGCGAAUGUGCAAAAUCGUUUGAAGAAAAUAAAGGCAAAUGCACAAAAUCGUUAAAAGAUAAUAGAGCUAAAUGUACAAAAUCGUUUGAAGAAAAUAAAGGCGAAUGUACAAAAUCGUUAGAAGAAAAUAAAGCCGAAUGUACAAAAUCUUUCCAAGAAAAUAAAGGAAUGUGCAAAAUCGUUGAAGAAACUAAAGGCGAAUGUGCAAAAUCGUUGGAAGGAACUAAAGCGAAUGUGCAAAAUCGUUUGAAGAAAAUAAAGAAAAGCGAAUGUACAAAAUCGUUGGAAGAAAAUAAAGGCGAAUGUACAAAAUCGUUAGAAGAAAAUAAAGCCGAAUGUACAAAAUCUUUCCAAGAAAAUAAAGGCGAAUGUGCAAAAUCGUUGGAAGAAACUAAAGGCGAAUGUGCAAAAUCGUUGGAAGGAACUAAAAGCGAAUGUGCAAAAUCGUUUGAAGAAAAUAAAGGCAAAUGCACAAAAUCGUUAAAAGAUAAUAGAGCUAAAUGUACAAAAUCUUUGGAAGAAAAUAAAGGCAAAUGUGCAAAAUCGUUGCAAGAAACUAAAGGCGAAUGUGCAAAAUCGUUGGAAGAAAAGAAAAGCGAAUGGAAUAAAGGCGAAUGUACAAAAUCUUUGGAUGAAAAUAAAGGCGAAUGCACAAAAUCGUUGGAAGGAAAUAAAGGCGAACGUACAAAAUCGCUGGAAGAAAAUAAGGACGAAUGUACAAAAUCGUUGGAAGAAAAUAAAGGCGAGCGUACAAAAUCGUUGGAUAAAACUAAAGGCGAAUGUACAAAAUCGCUGGAAGAAAAUAAGGACGAAUAG